Messenger RNA from Exophiala viscosa, 493 nucleotides. RefSeq lists its product as uncharacterized. Bases 177 to 431 code for a protein of 84 amino acids. The record is from RefSeq and is a predicted model, not a curated record. The transcript has 3 exons. NCBI's taxonomy places the organism in Eukaryota, Fungi, Ascomycota, Eurotiomycetes, Chaetothyriales, Herpotrichiellaceae.
AUCGAGACCUAAGCAAUAUCUUACCAGCAAAUCCCAAACAUGCUUCGUCUAUCCCGUUCGAUCAAGCAGACUCAGUCACUCAUCUCCCUACAACCUUCAAGAUCUCUCUCAAUCUCCUCAAUCAGUUAGUUGUGCAAGCACCAUGUCACAACACACGAAACUCACUCUUUGCAGGAAUGUCUGACAAGAUUCCUCUCGACGCCAACAAGGGCUCAGUGGGCAAAGAGUUCCAACCCGAGGGCAAAGUGGGUAGCACUGCUCAGCAAGUUGGUGGACCAUUCGAUAAGGACGGUGCCAUUGGCAGUCAGUUCAAGAAGGAAGGUGCAAUCGGUGGCACUGGCCAAGCUGCUGCCGAGCAAAUCCAGGGCGACAAGAAACCUUUGUUUGACAAGGAUGGAGCCAUCGGCAAACAAUUCAAAGGUAAGCAAUAGCGCAUCCCUCUUCUUGACCGAGCACUGACCGAUUCACACAGCUGAGGGAGCGAUCGGUAGCG